CGCCGGUUUGCGCAACAUUUAAUUUAAAUAAAUAACGUGUUAGAAGUGUUCAAUGUGUUGAACUUUUGUGUUUUUAUUAAUUAAAACUCGAUCGCGUAUCAAACGGUACAUAAAGUAACUCCGUAUUUGCGUGUGUGAGAUUUCAUUCAAUAUUCUUAACCAUUCCGCCUACACGACGUCAUAUAGUAUGUACAUACAUACAUACAUGUAGCUGCAUUGGCGUAACUAGUCCAAUGAUCGAUCGGCUGGAAAUCACUGCAAACGAUAUCGGCAAAAUUAACCCUUCGGAUACUUUGGGUCUCGCGCGGGCUCUUCAGUCACUUGAAAUUAUCGGAGAGUACGACCACAUUCCUGGGACGGUUGGUAAUGCGGCGGAACCACGUGCUGCCCCGUGUCUCGUGAUGCUCGAUUUGGCCAUCAAACGGGAACAGGACGAGGAAGAUGGGACGUUUCUCGGCUCCAUACCACCUGGUGAACUGGUGAACUGGAGGAGGUUACAAACAUCCCUGGCUGAGGAUCCUCCUCUGAUGGAAUUUACGGUUAAAGGUGCUUUUUAUUCAACGGUGCGAGGGUCUUCCAGCUGCUGGGCCUCGCUAUUGGAUAACAACCUGAAUUUUGAAGGAUUAUCGAUAGAUAGCGUCAGAGAUGACAGACUCGGUUGAUCAAACAAGAAAAGAAACAAAAUUCUUUUAUCGACAUGCUUUGAUUAAAAGAAUUUCUCUAAAACGUUGCUAAUUACCUACUCUGAUGAAACUAAGAAACGAUACUUUGUAAAAAUAUGCAUUAUCGCGGUUAAAAGUAUGGGACUAUUUUAUUCAAAUUAUAUUCUAUGACAUACAUAAGACUUGCAGCAUAAUUUGAAUAGAUAAUAUUAGAUUUCCAACUAAAUUCGUAACCUUUUUGAACAUGUACAAAUAAUUUGCAAAACGG
Molecule: messenger RNA, 930 nt
Organism: Osmia bicornis bicornis
Lineage: Eukaryota; Metazoa; Arthropoda; Insecta; Hymenoptera; Megachilidae
Exons: 5
Coding region: 234-662 (142 amino acids)
Source: RefSeq, a predicted model, not a curated record